Messenger RNA from Echinostoma caproni, 462 nucleotides. Lineage: Eukaryota; Metazoa; Platyhelminthes; Trematoda; Plagiorchiida; Echinostomatidae. The record is from the annotation of a GenBank genome assembly.
AUGAACCACAUCACAACCCGACCUUCUUCCCUGACGAUCAGCACGGUGAACGGCACCAAGGCGACGUCCGUCGAUCAAGCAAACGUGACGUUGGUUUCGCUAGAUAAUGGUGAACGAGUAGAGGUGACGGAAGCUUUCACCAUCGCCGACUUGCCGAUGCGAGCAGUGGAAUCGAUCAAGGAAUUAGCAACGUGCUGGCCGCACGUGCGAGACUUGUGUUUUGAAGAAGCCGACUCUUCCGAAGUCGAUUUGCUAAUAGGAUUUGAUGAAGCACACUGGGUCCUUGACCAGAGACUGGUCGGCAGGAAAGAACCAUAUACUGCUCGCACCAUUUUCGAGUGGACGUUGUUUGGAUCGUCUCACGCGGCAAAUCGUAAACGGUUAUCAGUUAACUUCACUACCACCACCGCCAACAACGAUACGAUUGAACAAGCUCUCCAAAGGAUGUAUGAUAUGACUUGA